Molecule: messenger RNA, 2037 nt
Organism: Fusarium tjaetaba
Lineage: Eukaryota; Fungi; Ascomycota; Sordariomycetes; Hypocreales; Nectriaceae
Exons: 3
Coding region: 1-2037 (678 amino acids)
Source: RefSeq, a predicted model, not a curated record
AUGGCUCAUAUUGCCAAGUGCAUCGUCGAUAUCGACACCACCUAUAUAACCAAGCAGUCUUCGCAGUCGCCCAACGAUUCGAAAUUGUCACCAUUACCUCCACAGGAGAAACCAUUUACUUGGAGAAUGCAACAACCUGAUCCGUCGAAGAAGUAUCAACUUUUUCCAAAGGAGAGGAAAUUGCCCGUCCUCAACAGCAGUAAAGCGGUAGACCCAGACAAGACAACCAUGGGACCUUCAACUACAGGAAGUGAUAAGACAGACAACCAGCAGACAACACUCAAUGGCUUGAAGAAGCGGUUGAAUCAACACAGCCUGGCUCGACGACGCAAAAUUAGUGUGCCUGAGGUUGGACCUAUGACAACCGUUCAGGAGCUUUCAAUGGACUCUCCAACAAUUCCUGGUCGCCCACCUUUCCACGAGCGCUCCAUUAGUGCACCUGGCCAUUCGUCCAGAAACUAUCAUCUUACCGACACCUUUCUUUUUGCGUCGAGCGAUGACGAGGGCCCCGACCCUCAGGCUUCGAUGAAGGGUGAGACCGAGGCGGACUCCAGAGGUGCAACUCCAACUUCACCAAGACACCUGGCCCCUUUGGUCAUCCCUAGACGAGGAGGACAGUCGCCAUUACUCCGUCGCCAACAGUCGUUGAACUGCUUCCCUGUAAAGAACGAGCCUCUUCGAAGGGGUCGCACCAGCGAGUCAUCUCCCCAAAGUUGCACCUCUUUCACACCCAACUCUUCCAUGCCCGAUCUUACAACACCAAAGUCUGCAUCAACAGGCUCAACUACUCCCAUCCCAGUGUCUGCACCACUCAUGGAGCCUCAAGCUGAAUCUCCUCAGCUUUCUGAUGGACGUUAUACCCCUCCCGUUGAUUCAAUUCGGGUAGGGCAUCGAAGAGGUGGCUCAGAAUCUUCAGUGAUGGACAGAGGUCGUCCUAGGAAGAGGCGUGAUCAGCGCACCAACAACGGACCGAUCAUCCAGAGGACAGAAUCGAAGAAUAGGAUUACUUCAGAACAAAAGGCCUUUGAGAACCUCCCAGUUGGUGUGAAGCAUACAGAGGCUUUAGAGAAAAUCGAAAUGCCAGAACUUGUGUUGCUUCAAAAGCAAGCUUACGAACAGGUCGGGCGCUUCGAGGUUCUAAGGGCCGAAGAUGUUGAGGCGCUCUCAAAAGAACUCCGCCAUUUGGAUGAGAAGACCGAGUACCUUCGCCGCACUUACACUGCCCUUCGCUCAGGUCGCAAAAAUCUCCACUCCCGCAUUUGCCAGUACUUGCGUUCGCCUCGCGUGGCCAAGUUCAGCAACGAGUCUAUGCUGAAGCAGGAAGAGGCACUUACCGAGCUGGAUGCCUCGAUUGACGACUGGGUGAACAAGCUGGAGCAGGCUGAGAACAGACGUACUCGUGUUCGCCAGAAGUUGCUUGAGCACGUUGCUGCAGCUGCUUGUCUCCCUCUUGGCGGACCAAGCAUGACACGUGAGCCUGUAGUGAGUGGCCCAUCCUCAUCUGGCAUUGGCAAUAUCUCAACCCCCCCUCGGAGCCCUUCGAAAGAGACCGCUAUCUCACCUCGUACUGCCACUUCACCUUCUCCCCAACGUGUUGUGGCUCAAGUACCCAGCACCAUCCUGGAACAGCCUGUGAUCGAAGAAGAGGCUACGAAACAAAGCGAUGAACGCGUGACCAGCACCGGAUCUCUAAAUCGCUCUGAUGUGGAGAGCAUUCGUAUCUAUGCUGGCGACGAUGUUUACGCUCUAUUAGCCGAUGUUGAGGAUGAAAUUACCAAAAUGGGCAAGCAGCCGGUAUAUGAGCCUAAGCCCCCAAACAACCUGAUUGAAACAAAACGCAUUGAACUUCACCGUCAGAGAAGCCACGAGCUACUCAACGGGCUUUCCGGAGAAGCACACGCCAUGAAGAAACGGGACUUUUCUGAAUGCCGUGCCAUUUCUCCUCUCGCAUCUCCACCAACCUCAUCUGCUACCAAACAAAACGAACAGACGGAAGAUGACCUACCUCUACUGACGAAUGUUGUCUAUCGCCCCUGA